Messenger RNA from Sebastes umbrosus (honeycomb rockfish), 4974 nucleotides. RefSeq names its product protocadherin alpha-C2-like. Gene Ontology annotation, cellular component: plasma membrane. Gene Ontology annotation, biological process: homophilic cell-cell adhesion. Bases 787 to 3207 code for a protein of 806 amino acids. NCBI's taxonomy places the organism in Eukaryota, Metazoa, Chordata, Actinopteri, Perciformes, Sebastidae. The record is from RefSeq and is a predicted model, not a curated record. Gene Ontology annotation, molecular function: calcium ion binding. The transcript is spliced from 3 exons.
AAAUCCUGACACAUUUUAUAAAAUUGAAUAAGUAAUUUCAUAAAUAAUACUUUCCCUUUCUUAAUAAAUUGUUCUUGCUAUUUCAGGUAUUUCUGCAUACAUUAGGUAUUGCAGGGCACACAGAUAUGAUAUUAAAUAUAAAGUAAAUGUCAGUAGCAAUUACUGAUGAUACACAAACGGACACUUUGGAUUUCUUUACGUUUGGCAUCGUUUUUACGCACAGACAGCCGUGCGUAAAACUCGCAGAUCAGGAAGGAAAGAGGAUACUAUGAUACAUACUCUAUGCCUUUACAAUCACGGAAUACACCUGAGACAAAAAAAACAACAAAGAAACGUUUAUAUAUAACUGUAAACAUAUUUAAUUAACUGAAACGAAAAAAUAAGUUAUAUUUUUAGAAUUCCACCUCCCACCCAGGGAAUACGUUUAGAAAUCAGACAUGAAAAGUUUACAAAAACUUAUUUAAAGUUUCUUAAACUGUCAUUAAAGACACUUGCACUCCUCCUUGUUUUAAAACAAAAUACUUUUUUUAAACAGGUGCAAAGGCUCACACCAGACUAUUUUCGUCGCUGCUCUCCACCAAAACGUAUUCACUGAUGAGGUCAUCGUUCUCACGGUAGUUUAUUGGAGGAGGGACAUUCAGUCAUUGUAUUACGCUGACGUCACUCUUGGUCUGAGCGUGAAGAAACGUUUUCUUUUAAGAUCCUCGCUUCGUUUGUUCGUUCAACAAGAAGACGGUUUAUCCUCGUUUCAGCACAUUUCAAUAUUAUAACUACGGAAUCUGCACGAUGGCGCAUCAUAUCCGACUGUUAUUCGGGAGAGGGUACGUUUCAGCAUUUCUCUUUCUUUCUGCCAUGAUGAACACGGUAUCUACCGUCACCCAUUAUUCUGUUCCCGAAGAAAUGGAGGAAGGUUCAGUCGUUGCCAAUUUAGCAACUGAUCUGGGAUUAGACGUGAAGACCCUGAAUAAAAGAAAAAUGCGCGUAGACGUUGUCGGAAAUAAAAAAUAUCUUGACAUCAACAAAGACACAGGAGAGCUGUUAAUUCUGGAAAGGAUUGACAGAGAGCUGUUAUGCACCUCGAAGACAACUACAUCGUGCUUUCUAAGAUUGGACGCUACGAUUGAAAAUCCAGUACGAAUGUUUAAUAUUGAGGUGGAAAUCACGGAUAUUAACGACAACACUCCUCAUUUUCGAAGAGGAACGAUGCACUUGGACAUCUCUGAAUCAAGCCCCGUUGGAGAGAGAUUCUCAUUGAAUAAUGCUGCAGAUCCAGAUGUUGGAACAAAUUCUGUGAAAAAUUACCACCUGAGCUCAAGUGAGCACUUCUCCAUUGAAAUUCAGACCGGGAGAGAUGGGACGAAGUUCGCUGAUUUGAUUCUGGACAAAGCUUUAGACAGAGAACAGCAGGCUGUUCAUAAUCUAAUACUCACUGCUGUGGACGGUGGAGUCCCCACGCGCACAGGUACAGCCAGCAUCAUUGUUCGCGUGCUUGAUGUGAACGACAACGCCCCUUCAUUUGACAAAGACAAAUACAACGUAGAUGUGAUGGAAAACUCCCCGAUUGGCAGUCUAGUAAUAAAAGUAAACGCCACUGAUUUAGAUGAAGGGUCAAAUUCUGAUAUUAUUUAUUCAUAUAGUUUAUAUACAUCAGAGAGAACGCAACAGAUGUUUACCUUGAAUCCAGAGAAAGGUGAAAUCAGAGUGAAAGAGAUGAUAAAUUAUGAAGAUGUUAAACUUUAUGAAAUGGAGGUUAUUGCCAGCGAUAAGGGGCCUAACUCCUUAUCUGGACAGUGUAAACUGACAAUACAGGUGACAGAUAUGAAUGACAACCAUCCAGAAAUAUCCAUCAGAUCAUUUCAGAGUCCAGUAAAAGAAAAUGUACCUUUAGACACAGUGAUAGCUGUAGUUAGUGUCAGUGAUAAAGACUCAGGAGACAAUGGAGUGGUUGAUCUUCAUAUUCCAGAUAAUAUGCCUUUCAAGCUGAGGGAGUCCUCUGAUAACUAUUAUGAAUUAGUAGUGUCAGAGCCAUUAGACCGUGAGAAGGUUCCAGAAUAUGACGUCACGUUCACUGUGACAGACAGAGGUUCUCCUCCUUUAUCUGACAAUGAAACUAUGACGUUAGAGCUGCUGGAUGUUAAUGACAAUGUUCCACAGUUCCCUCAGUCAUUUUAUACUAUACGUGUAAUGGAGAAUAACGCACCUGGAGCCUUGCUCAGUUCCCUCACUGCGUUUGACCCUGACCUCCAUGAAAACCAGUAUCUAGUUUAUUUCAUCCUAGAGAAGGAGAUAGCCAACACCUCCAUGUCCAUGCUGUUCUCCAUCAAUCCAGAGAACGGCAAUCUUUACGCACUGAAAACUUUUGACUAUGAGAUCGAGAAGGAGUUUCUUUUCCACAUCGAGGCCAGAGACUCUGGCUCUCCUCCACUCAGCAGUAACGUGACGGUCCACAUCAUCAUUGUGGACCAGAACGACAACGCUCCGGUUAUUGUCUCUCCGUGGCGCGCGCACGGCUCAGUGGUGGAGGAGAAGAUCCCCAGAUCCACCGAUAAAGGCUCUCUGGUUUCCAAGGUGAUAGCCUUGGACACCGACUCGGUGCACAACUCUCGGAUUACCUACCAGUUUCUACAGGUGACUGACGCCACCUUGUUUAGUCUGGACCAGUACAACGGAGAGAUCCGGACUAUGAGGAUGUUCAGUUACAGAGAUCCACGCCACCAGAGACUGGUUGUUGUUGCCAAGGACAACGGGGAGCCCGCUCUCUCUGCUACAGUCACCAUCAAGCUGUCCACAGUGGAGACCGCCGUUAAGGCCUACUCUGACAUGACUGAGGUGCCUCUAGAAUAUGACAUCUUCUCAGACCUCAACCUGUAUCUGGUCAUCGGUCUGGGCUCGGUGUCAUUUCUCCUGCUCAUCACCAUACUGGUCACCAUCGUGCUCAAGUGUCAGAAACCCAAGCCCAGCAAAGCGGCUCCUCCCUGCAGGAACAGUGUGAUCAGUGAGAGGAACUCCACCAUCGCAGAUUCCACUCUGGUCUCCAACGAUGCCUACUGGUACAGUCUGUUUCUAGCAGAGACCAGGAAAGGAAAGAUGGUGGUGAGACAGCCAGUGCCAAAGGGCUCCAGAUACAUCGUGUCCAGUUUACCAAGAGGCACAGGACUGACAGACACUAGUGGCUCAGCAGCUUCCACUCUGCAGUACCCUAAAUGAGGAAAGUCCACUCUGCAGCUGGAGGCAUCCACCAGCAGCAGCGGCGGCAGUUCCACAUAAGGCCACACUUCCAGCUGCGUACUGGGUUUGAUGCUGACAGAAAAGCUUCAUGGAGGAAAGGAGAAACCCCUGCCCGUAAACGCCCCCACGUCCAUCCUGCUCAGCCUGAUCCUUGUUUCCUCACAAUGUGUAUUUGCGCUAUAACACCAAAUGGACUAUGGUGGCUAAUUAAGGACACAGCCCUUCCCCCUCUCUUUCUUUAAGCACAUGAAAAGCCAAUCAACAAUGCCUCUCUGUCCAUUCAAUAUGCACGAUAAGACUGCAUGGCUUCAACCACACUCCAAACCUUCAUACAAAAUAAAAUCAAGAGGAGAUACAUGCAAAGAAACAGACUGUACGGAAAAUUAUACCUUUGGAUAUUUCAAAGAAGCCUCAACGAGGACUAUUAGAGUGGACACGGGAAUGUUGAAAUGCCUUUAAGAGACCGUUUUCCCUCUCUAAAAUGAAACACAUGUUGGAUAUUACAUUAUUAACCUCUGUGCUUUGUCUUGCUCCAUAACAGCAUUGAUGUAUAAUAUACAAGUUAACUAAGAAGUGAAAACAGCACAAUUAACUAAAUGUCAGAAUAGCACUAAACUACGAUUUUAAAAGUAUGAAACUAAAGGGGAAUCAGUAUUUUAUAGAUGUGGUAGCUUUUAGCAGUUUUAUGUUUUUGUACUUGACUGUGUGCUUUAUAUGUGAGCUAGGCCUAAAUAUGAGAGUGCUGAGAGAUUAAGUUAACCAGUACAUUGAACAGAUAAAUGUGGGGCCUUCAGCCUUUAUGUAUCUGCCUUUCAUUUGUUUUUGCAUGGGAUAAUCAAAGUACUUUGAUAGCUUUAGAUAUUUUAUGAUAUUGAGCAAUCCACUUUCUGGAGUUAGGCCUCACUGUAUUUUUCAAAACAAGAUGGGAGAUUACCUUUUAAUGAGAUCACAAUCAUGAGGUACAACAGCAUAAUAAUUUUGUCCCACUGCUACUUUUGGCAACAGUGGGACAUUUAGAAAGUUAAGUGUACAGUGUGCUUGAAUGUUAUGUUUACUUGGACAUUACUGGAGAAUAAGAGUCUAGAGGACUGACCUGAACACAGUGAUUCUUUGAGAAUGGAUUGAUUAAUAUCUACGUAUGACUACUGUAUAUACAUCAUGUACUUUCACUUUUUUAUUUUUAAAGCCAAAUUCUGGAUGUUCCUUAAUUUCAACAUCUUCUGAGAUUGUGUUACAAGUUGAAAACUCACUUAAUGACUUAAUGUUUACUUUACAUUACUGAAUACUGGUUUCACCCAAUGAAAGCUGUGCUCAUGUGUAUUACUGACUACUGUAUGUAUUUCCAUAUGCAACACAUAAAUAGGGAUAUAUAGAUAUGACUGACAUACAGCACAUACAGUAUAUCACUUGUCUGUAUCUAUUAAUAUGCUUUUCUUUUUCAGUUUAAAUUCUGAAAUUUGUAAAGUGAAUGAAAAACAGUGCCAUCCGAUUUAUGGGCCAGCUAGUAUGUGAAACAUUUUCAAUGAUCAGACAUCAUGUAGUCAAACUCUUCAGCACAGCUCACAUUGCAUUACUUGUAUAAAGCUAUAAUGUUUUACAGGCAAACAUAUACAAUAAGUGCUUUUGUAUAGUGGAACUUUUAUGGUGCAAUAUGUAGUAUUGUGUGUAAUGUGAGCUUAUUGUAUGCUAUGGUCUGUUAAAUACAAAAACAACAUAGAGUAUUAAACUUCAUGGUGAACUUCUGAA